AUGCCAGCUACAACAGCUGGAACAACACGUGGAACAACAUCAGGCACAACACCAGGUACAACACCAGGCAUCACACCAGAUGUUGUGAUUUCUUUUGUCAUCACCUUCAAUAACACAUACCAGAGUGAUCUCGCAGACUCAUCGUCUCCCGCGUUCAUCAAUUUGGCCAGUGCUGUGUGCAACCGCUUGAUUGAGUAUUUCGAGAGCCUGACGAAUGGCGUUAUCAUAUGCAUAGUAUUACGGUUCAGAAGCGGCAGUGUACUGACAGAUGUUAACUUGACCUUCCCUGCUAACAACGCCUCCCAGGCACAGAACAUCAUGGAUAAUGUUGGAAUCGUUACCGCGAGGGAUAUAGGAUACCUACCGGUAGUUGGCGAUGAAACAUACUUCCCAGUCUACGUCAACUCAAACGGCUUGGUGACAACAGCUGAGUCUACUACAAUACAAACAGAAACAACGACAGAGCCACAAGGAUUGUCUAAUGGAUUGAUCAUCGCUAUCGUGCUAGGUAUCGUCGCAGGUAUUCUUUCCAUCAUCGUCUGCAUGUGCUGUCUCUUGAUACAGGUAUCACGGAAGAACGCAGCAAAGUUUGCUCUAGGAGAGGAGUACCGUAGUCCGUACAGCGGGGAAACCCCUGCCUCUAACAGUGAUGAUCCAUGGGAGAGAUCGGGAAGCUACAAUUCUCUCGAUCGCCGUGAAUAUGCAGUUGGCCAAGCGGUAGAAAGAUUCUGGCAGGACCAUGAUAGUGAAAAAGAUAAUGGACAAUUCCAGACACCAUACAUCGUAGGAGGAGAUGACAAUGUUGGGGUUGAACGGAACUAUUUCACCUACUGAAGAAAUCUUUCAGACGCUGGAUCAGGAAAUCUAUUUUUUUUUAAAGAAGCUCUGGGAAUUAUAAAGAAAAUGUGUAUGAGCUGUUCGUAGGAAUUUUCAAAGGGAAAAAAUGCCUCUUGAAACAAAUUUUACUUCAGCUACCUAUAUGUUCAAUGUAAUUUCGAAAUAAAUUACAAAAGUUUGUGGACUCUCAGCAAAACUGGGCAAUCCAUUAUAAUUUUUGAUGAUUCUGAAACAUAACAGUAAACAUCAAUUGUUGUAUGUUAAUUGCUAUCUGCAUACAUUUUUCCCAAUCGCCAUCACUUUGUUUCGUAAUCCAGUCACAUGACCAGAACCAAACUUUAUCUUUAAGUAGCGCCAUUUUGUUAUAUGUAUUGAAUACUCAUUUUGCGUUUACAUUUUCCUUUGUAAUAUGAUUAUCAAUUCACCUUCCACUGAAUGAUUUAUUCAUUCAUUCAUUU
Molecule: messenger RNA, 1295 nt
Organism: Strongylocentrotus purpuratus (purple sea urchin)
Lineage: Eukaryota; Metazoa; Echinodermata; Echinoidea; Camarodonta; Strongylocentrotidae
Exons: 8
Coding region: 1-834 (277 amino acids)
Source: RefSeq, a predicted model, not a curated record